Molecule: messenger RNA, 3138 nt
Organism: Etheostoma cragini (Arkansas darter)
Lineage: Eukaryota; Metazoa; Chordata; Actinopteri; Perciformes; Percidae
Gene: tada2b
Product: transcriptional adaptor 2B
Exons: 2
Coding region: 81-1544 (487 amino acids)
Biological process (GO): chromatin remodeling; regulation of transcription by RNA polymerase II
Cellular component (GO): SAGA-type complex; nucleus
Molecular function (GO): transcription coactivator activity; chromatin binding; zinc ion binding
Source: RefSeq, a predicted model, not a curated record
UGGGAAGGUCGCGCCGCAAAGCUCGCAGUGCGCAGGCGCGCUGUUCUGCCUCCAACAACAAGAAGCAGGAGCCAGGCAACAUGGCCGACCUGGGGAAGAAGUACUGCGUUUACUGCCUUGCAGACGUUACUAACCUGCGGCUCCGCUGCACAGACUGCCCCGAUAUCGAGCUGUGUCCGGAGUGCUUCUCGGCGGGCGCAGAAAUCGGUAAUCACCGGAGAUGGCACGGCUACCAGCAGGUCGACGGCGGUCGGUUCACUCUCUGGGGUCCCGACGCAGAGGGAGGAUGGACCAGCAGGGAAGAGCAGUCGCUACUCGAUGCUAUCGAGCAAUAUGGAUUUGGAAACUGGGAGGACAUGGCUGCUCACGUUGGAGCAUCCCGAACGCCUCAGGAAGUCAUGGAGCACUACGUCACCAUGUACAUCCACGGAAACCUGGGCAAGGCCUGCAUCCCUGACAACAUUCCCAACCGGGUGACAGACCACACCUGCCCAAGCGGGGGGCCCCUGUCGCCGAGCCUCACCACCCCGCUGCCUCCGCUGGACAUCAGCCUGGCUGAGCAGCAGCAGCUGGGCUACAUGCCCCUACGGGACGAUUACGAGAUUGAAUAUGACCAGGAUGCAGAGAAGCUCAUCAGCGGGCUGUCUGUGAACUACGACGACGAGGAUGUAGAAAUUGAAAUGAAACGUGCCCACGUGGACAUGUAUGUUCGUAAGCUCAGAGAACGCCAGCGACGUAAGAACAUUGCCCGAGACUACAACCUGGUGCCUGCAUUCCUGGGCCGAGACAAGAAAGACAAGGAGAAAGAAAAACCAGGAGCACUGGGAGUUGUGGGUGGAGCAGCAGCUGGCGGUGGCACUGUUGGAUCAGGCUCUACGACAACAGCAGGAUCAGGUCCUGUUCCCAGUACGCCCAAAAGAAAGAUCACCAAGGAAGAGAAGGAGCAGCGGGUCAGACUGCGGGGGCUCUGCCAGUUCAUGGCCACACGGGAGUUUGAAGACUUCUUUGAGAACAUGCAGAAAGAGCGCGUGCUCAGGGCCAAGGUGCGCGAGCUGCAGCGCUACCGCCGCAACGGCAUCGCACGCCUGGAGGAGACGGCUGAAUAUGAAGCGUCGCGCCACAAACGGGAGAAACGCAAGGAGAACAAAAGCGUGGUCACCUCCAAACGGGGCAGUGGAGGAGGGGGCGGGCUUGGCUCAGGGAUGGGACUCGGGGUUGGAGCUGGAGGGGGAGGAGGCAUUGCUGGAGGACUGGGGGUUGGAGGUGGGAUCAAAGAAGAGGGAAAAGAUGGUGAGUUUGCCGCCAUCGAGAAUCUAACGGGCUUUGAGUUGCUUUCGGACAGGGAGAAGGUGCUGUGUAACUCUCUGAAUCUCAGCCCAGCACGCUACCUGACUGUCAAAACCAUCAUCAUCAAAGAUCACCUGCAGAAGAGGCAAGGCAUCCCGGCCAAGAGCCGGCUGCCCAGCUACCUAGACAAGGUCCUCAAGAAGCGCAUUCUCACCUUCCUCACGGAAAGUGGCUGGAUAUCCCGAGACGCUUCUUAGCGAUCCAUCUUGGGUCAGGAAGUAAGGAGUGAUGAUUGCUGAUAGCAAAUUUGCUAUAAGCUCUGUAGGCAGGACAAAACUACUGGCUUUUUUUAUUUUUUUCAAAAGUGAUCUUGUGAAUAUGUACAUUGCAAAGAAAGAGGAUGCCCCACUGGAAAAAAGUAUAUUUUCAUAUCAGGGCUAGAAGCAAAAAAUAAAUUAAAAUAGCCUUUAUUUUUACAUUUGGAAACAGACAGGGCUGAAAAACAACUCAGUGGUCUCAAAAUACUUUUGUCCAUAUUGUUACUGCAUAAAUGAGAACUACAAUGCUAACAAGUUAUACAUAGUGGCAGAGAUAUUUUAUUGUUAUUGCAUCAGCUGCAUUAAACACUGACUGGGCAGAAGCCAAUAAUGCUGAAAGGAAGGGGAAAUAAGAUCAUAACAUUUCCUGGAAACAUGACAUUUCCUGGACUGUUUAAGAGUAGUAAUUGUUAAGACAAAUGUUUGACAGCAUGGCACCAAUGGGUGACAGAAAUGGUCACUGUCUUUGUUAACUGUUUCACCAGUUAAAGCUGGACUUUAUAGAAAGAGCUAGCUGAAUUUUCUAACAUUUUGAAGGCCUUAAUUCCUAGAAUUUGACAUGCGUCUUCAGUAAACUCUCAAUUUUUGGACUAAUUUUUUUUCUUCUUAUUGCCUACAAGAGAAGGAAAACAAAAAGCAGCAGAGUCCAACCAUCAUCUUGCUUUUCUUGCCACUGCCUGAAGGCAAUUUGUAUCAGGGUCAACACAGGUUGUUAUACCGAUUUAUCUGCUGAUGUUAGCUUAUCACUGCUAUAUCAGUAUUGGCACAUAUGUCUGCCAAUAAGCAACAAGAAAUAUAAGUAAAGAAAUGCCAAAGAAUAUAAAAUAUAUCAUUUAGAGACAGUGUUGUCAUUACACACUCUGUCCACCAGAGAGUGCUGCUGGCAAGUUAGUAUUUCAGUUGUAAAACGUCCGACGCAGGACAUUUCCAGGUUACAAUUCGUUAAUAACCAAAUUUAAAGGAGUCAAAUCAUAAAUACUCAUUUAUGUUUAUGGUGUAAAAAAAGAAUAUCUGCAGAUGUAUUAUAUUUAAAGCCCCUGAAAAUGUUGCUUCAAAUCUCACUUAUGUUUUCUAACAUUAAAUAUUCCUGCUAAAUAAGCAACAAUCCAGGUUAAACGACAUCUUUAGCUAUUACUUAUUUUGUUAUUUUAACACUUAGACAACCCAGCUAAUCUGCUUCAUCAGGACUGUUGGUUGAUUUAAUCAGAUUUGUUCAACAGCUACCAGUAACAACCCACCUUCAUGAUUAGAUUGAAGUAUUGUUAAAUCCUGAUUGGUGCUAAAAGGUAUGUGACAUAAUUCUGAAUGAGCCCUGCCCAAUUUCAACCAGGCAGACAUGUGACAUUACCAAAACUGUUUCAAUCUUCUUAGAAAAUAGUGAGUUAAUGUAGCUGUUACUCAUCAAAGUUGACUGAGAAAAGAACUUUUCAUGGCGUUUGAAUAUUUCUAGGUUUAAAAAAUCCUUUAUUGGCCGGGCUCUUGUUAGUAUUUUAAUCCCGUUUUUGUUUGUCACCUUAAAUUAGUAUGGAGGAGG